CUCAGACGAAUAAAAGAAAUAGACCCGUAUUAUCUAUCCUUUUUCUGAAGCCAACAUACUUGUCAAGACCCCUCAUUAACAAGAUAAGAGCCGACUGGUUCGUGUAUCGUCGGAUGCAUUGAGUUCGGGCUCGUUCGGGCGUGGUCAUUUCAGUCAUUGUUUUGAUUUUUGAUAGUAUUGAGGUUAGUGUUGUUGUCUGUCGUAGUUUUGAUUUCCUGUGUGUAUUUUCUGUGAGAAUUGUAUUUUUUCGUGUGGAAGACGAUUUAUGGUGAAUAUGGGUAAAUCUUGCAUGAUUUGUGGCCUGAAGAAAGUUCCUGGAGAUGAGAUAUCAGUUCAUCGAUUUCCUUCAGAUGAGAAAAUGAAGAAGGUGUGGUGUGAUGUCCUAAAAUUGGAAGUGGCUGAUUUGAAAGACACAUCUUAUAUUUGUUCCAAGCACUUCCACAAAAAAGAUAUUAUACAAUGGCCUAGUAGAACAUUCAUCAAGGAGGCUGCAAUUCCAUUUCUCGUAGAUAUGGAAUCAGAAUCAAUAUCAACUGAACCAAUUGCAUCUUCUUCCCACUCAGAGAGCCUGGAUGAAAUGCAGAACAUUGUGGAAGAAACGAUAAGUGUUGAACAAACAAAUGGAGCUCAGUCAAGACAUAGCAUUGCUACAAUAUCUGAAGCUGUUGAAGUUAAUGAUAGUUCUAUGAUUGGAAAUCCUAAUGAAUCAUUUUCAUCUUCUUCAACCUUGACGGCCUCAGGAACACAAAGUGGUAUGGAAGAAACUAGCCCAUCAAAGACGGAUAGUGCAGAAAGUGACGAAGUUUAUGAUAAAGAUAAUUUUGUUGUUCCAAAAACCUGCAAAUUAACUAAACGAAAAAGGACAACUGAUACAAGUGAUUCUGUAUUGCCUCCAAGAAAAAGGGUUCCACUUCGAUAUAUAGGAGAUUGUGAAAGUGAUGAUAUGAGAGAUCCUAGAACUGCAAAAAGAUGUUUGGACAUUAGUCGGAAAUCCAUAAAAUAUCAAUCCAUAAAAAUCAAAAGGCUUCAACAAAUGAAUAGGAGACUGAGAGGAAAAAUCCACUCCUUAACAGCACUUACAAACCAUUUGCGACAUAAAAAUCUUAUAACCGAAGAUGCAGAAUCUGUCAUUAGUGCAUCAGUCUCAGGAGCUGCAAAACAAUUGAUGACAAGAAUGCUGAAAAAGUCAAGAAGUCAGAAGUAUUCACCUGAACUGAGGCAGUUUGCAUUGACUUUGAAUUUUUAUUCUACCAAGGCCUAUAAUUAUGUCAGGAAUACUUUUCUGAAGUGCCUUCCACAUACAAGGACUUUGACAAAAUGGUACCAAACCAUAGAUGCAUCUCCAGGAUUUUUGACGGAGGCAAUGGCUGCUUUGAAACUUAAGGUGGCAGAAGCUAACUCUCGUGGACAAAAAAUCUUGUGCAAUCUCGUAUUUGAUGAGAUGGCCAUCAGGAAAAGAGUUGAAUGGGAUGGUGAAAAAUUCCAUGGUUAUGUAGACAUGGGAAUCAAUUUCCAAUCAGAUAAUUUAGAAGAGGCAAAAGAAGCAUUGGUUUUUAUGUUGGUGGCAUUAAACUCCCAUUGGAAAAUUCCUGUAGGAUAUUUUUUGAUCAGUGGGUUAGGUGGCUCUGAGAAAGCUAAUUUAGUUACAAAAUGCCUUGAGUUCGUUCAUGAGAGUGGAGUAAUUGUAACAUCAAUGACAUUUGAUGGAGCUCCAACAAACUUUGCAGUUGCCAAUCAUUUGGGGGCAAAUUUGAAUGCUUCAAAUUUAAAAACAUAUUUCUCACAUCCCAUUACUGAUGAACAUGUAUAUGUAUUUCUUGAUCCUAGCCACAUGGUUAAGCUGAUGAGAAAUUGCCUGGGAAGUCAAGAAAUAAUUGAAGAUUCCCAGGGGAAUUCAAUCAAAUGGGAAUUCAUCGUCAAGUUAUGUGAUCUUCAAGAGAAUCAGGGGUUACAUGCUGCCACAAAAUUAAGGAAGAGGCAUAUUGAAUGGGCAAAAGAAAAAAUGAAAGUGAGACUUGCGGUUCAAACCCUCAGCAAAAGUGUAGCUGAAGCUUUAGAUUUUGUUAAUAAAGACCUGAAGCUAAAAGAGUUUGAAGGAUCUGAAGCUACUGCUAAUUUUUGUAGGAUUAUUAAUAAUCUUUUCGAUAUUUUCAAUUCCAGAAGUAGAUUCACCAAGAAACCUUUCGAGAGGCCCUUAUCACCUGCAACGAAAGAGGAAUAUUUUAACUUCCUUACUGAAUGCAGCAGUUAUAUUCGAUCACUUAAGUUAAAAGGUAUACCAAUUCUUGAAUCAAACAGAAAAAGUGGAUUUUUAGGUUUUCUUUCCUGUAUCGAGAGCUUAAAAAGUUUGUAUGAAGAACGAGUAGAAGUUAAAAAGGAAUUGAAAUAUAUUCUGUCAUAUAAAAUAUCUCAGGACCACUUGGAAAUAUUUUUUGGAUGUGUUCGGAGUAAAGGAGGCUAUAAUAAUAAUCCUACAGCACGUCAAUUCGAGAACACUAUGAAAAGAUUAUUAAUUCAUACAGAAAUUAAAGCUGGUGAUAGUGGUAAUGCAAUAGCACUUGAUUCAACUUCGAUUCUUCAUUGCUCAAGUUAUGUUCCAACAAAAAAUAAAUUUGUUGAAAUUGAUGCCAAGAUACAAGAGUCCUAUGAAGAAAAUAUUGAUCAUGAUUAUGUACAUUCAUCAAAUGUUUGGAACAUGACUUUGUACAAUGAAGAUGUAAUAGGGUAUACUGCAGGAUUUGUCGUGAGAAAAAUAAAACCAAACGUCCAUUGUAAUUUAUGUCUGAUUAUGUUAGAAACUGAUGAGAAUAUUUCAGCACUACAGUUGAGAAAAACAUAUGGACGAUUGAUUAAGGCAUCUGAGUUUGUUAUAAAUGUUUGCAAAGAAGGCGAAAAGUGCUUAAGGUCAUUCAAGUCAUCAUCAAAUUUGUUUUCAAGAGAAUUCGGGAAUUUAAAGAACUUUCUGAUUAUAAAAACCAUACAGAAUCUACCAACAAAUAUAUAUAAUUCCUUUGAAGAUCAUUUCUAUGAUGAGGAGCCCUUGAGUAACCAUGGUUAUGUAUUGACCAAAUUGAUCUUGGAUUCAUUUUUUCACAUAAGGAUUCACCAUGAAACAACGGCUAAAGAGAGUGAAAGACCAGCACGAGUUCGAUCAUCUUAUACAAAGAAUAUUUUAUUCAAAAAUCAAUAAGCUUUAGCAAUUUUUUUGUUUUUUUUUGUGUAACCAUUUUGUAUAAGUAUAUAUUGCGAGUUUUGAUCAUUAAAAAAUUAUUUGAAGUAUGGA
Messenger RNA from Phaedon cochleariae (mustard beetle), 3283 nucleotides. The record is from the annotation of a GenBank genome assembly. Lineage: Eukaryota; Metazoa; Arthropoda; Insecta; Coleoptera; Chrysomelidae.